Molecule: messenger RNA, 4111 nt
Organism: Misgurnus anguillicaudatus (oriental weatherfish)
Lineage: Eukaryota; Metazoa; Chordata; Actinopteri; Cypriniformes; Cobitidae
Source: RefSeq, a predicted model, not a curated record
CACUGUAACACAAUCUAAUCAAAGUUUUGUCAACACAAUACACAAUUGCUAUUUUACCCAAUUUUGUGCAAUUUAAAAUAUCAAACUCAGUUUGAAUUUCAUGUAACUGUAAACCGUAAACACGAAAAAAACUUUAAAAAAAUUAAUUUGAGAGUUUUCAAAACUGCAUGAUGGAUCUCGCGAGAUUUUAUUCAGCAAUACCCAUCCCCCACCGUUCCCUGAUUUUCGCGGGCGCGCUCAAUUACUUGCCAUUCUGCUAAAGUUUUCAUGAGGAGACUUCGCUGUCAGUGUAUUCAAGUUGAACUCAGCUAUACUUAUCCCCCACACCUCCUUGAAUCUCACAGCGCGCCAUCACUCUGCCAUUCUGCUGCAAUUCACUGUCAGUGUGUUCAAGAAAGCUAUGGAGCAUUCUCAGAGGACAAAAAGGAGGAAAAUAGCUGCGAAAGUUGCUGAGCAUUUUCGUGUUGUUUCACAACAAUUUGAACAACCACUAGAUUUCAAUUUGCAAUCUGAACCAUUGGAGGAUUCUGUCUAUUAUGACUGUGUCGAACAUGUAGCAGAGGAUGAAGUAAAUGAAUAUCCCAGAGACAUGUUUUAUGAUGCUUUGGACAAUAACUUCUUUUACAAUGAUUUUGACAAUGGGAUGUCUGAUGAUUCCAGUAACUUUGACCUGGACUCUGAAUGUUCUGAUUCAGAAGAUUCAGCUUCUGGCAGACUAGAUGACACAAAUGGUCUUGCAGACUGGGCUGCAGAAUACAACAUUUCUCAAAAUGCAUUGUCUGCUCUUCUGAAAAUUCUCAGAAAGAAAGGCCUUAAAGUGCCAUUGGAUGCUAGAACCAUAAUGUCCACAGACCGCAAAUGUGAUGUUAAAAAUGUAGCAGGAGGAUCAUAUUAUCAUUUUGGAAUAAAAAAUUCAGUUCUAGCAGAAUUGUCAUCUUUAGAUUUCAAUCUGACAGAUCUAACUGACACUCUAACAAUUAGAGUAAAUAUUGAUGGUCUUCCAUUAUUCCGCAGCAACAAUGUAAGUCUGUGGCCUAUUUUGGGUAGGAUUAAGGAGAUCCCAAAUUCAAACGUUUUUAUGAUUGGCUUAUACUCAGGUGUGACAAAACCAUCAAAUGUGCAAGAGUAUUUAAAUGAAUUUAUUCAAGAUGUUAAAGUUGUUGUUCAAGAGGGUCUUCAUUAUAAUGAUGUACAUUUCACAGUUGCUGCUCCUGAUGCAUUUAUAUGUGAUGCUCCAGCACGUGCAUUCCUCAAAUGUGUAAAGGGCCACACUGGGUACUACGCAUGUGAACGCUGCACUCAAAAAGGUGUCCAUGUAAAUAGGAGAAUGUCUUUUCCUGAGUUGUCUGCAGAGAUAAGGACUGAUCAGACAUUUAGGGAAAUGGGCUAUAAAGAGCACCAAGGAGGAGUUUCACCACUGUCUGAGCUAGGUGUGGGAUUAGUUACAAGUUUUGUCCUUGAUUAUAUGCACCUUGUGUGUUUGGGGGCGAUGCGCCAGUUAAUUUAUCUUUGGUUAAAAGGGCCUUUGAAAUGCAGGCAGUCCGUUCAAAAUCUCACCACUAUUUCAGCAUACAUGGCUUCUGUCAGACAGUAUUUACCAAGGAAUUUUGCUAGGAAACCAAGGUCUCUCCUUGAAAUUAGCAUGUGGAAGGCAACUGAAUUGAGGCAGUUUUUGCUUUAUACGGGUCCUGUUGUUCUUCUUAAACAUAUUCCCAAUACAAUGUAUAGAAACUUUCUACUUUUGUCUGUAUCUAUACGAAUUCUUCUUAGUCCUGAUUUGUGUACUGAAAACUGCGACUAUGCUGAAGAUAUUUUGAAACUUUUUGUCCAAGAUUUUGGCUUGAUUUACGGCAUUGAAUUUGUUGGAUACAACAUCCAUUCAUUGAUACACAUUGCCCAAGAUGCACGUAACUUUGGUCCGUUGGAUAACAUUUCCUGCUUCCCAUUCGAAACAUAUUUAGGUAAACUUAAAAAGAUGGUACGGAGGCCCCAAAAUCCUGUCCAGCAAAUUGUCAGGCGCAUCCAUGAGAAACAGAAAGUGGCGAAACAGAAGAAAAUGUCUAUUUACUCACCCCUCAAACAGCUCCAUUUCUCUGGACCAGUGACUGAUGAACUUGGAACAUGCCAGCAGUACAGGCAGUACAAUGAUGGACAGACAUUAAUUUCUUGCUGUAAAGGCGAUAACUGUUUUUCCUUAAGGGGAAAAAUUCUCAUUGUGAGAAAUAUUUUGCUUUCUUCUUGUAAAACUGUCAAGGUACUCUGUCACUUCUUUGAAAACUAUGAAACUUUUUUCAGCUACCCAAUUGACUCGGCAUGCCUUGGAAUUUACUAUGUUUCAAAUUUAUCCAAAGACUUGCAUGUGGUAUCCAUUGAGGAACUAAGGAGAAAAAUAGUGCUCUUGCCAUUUAAAUCUGGAUAUGUGGCAUUGCCACAGCUGCACUAGCCUGCUUGUUUUCAUUUUUUCAGCAUGCUACAAUUCGCAGUUGUGGAUUUUUUGGAUGGUGGAGGUGUAGCAAUUGUUCCUUGCAAAUGGUUUACUGGACCAGAAGAAGAUGCUUGUUACUGGCCACCAGGGCGAAUGAACAUCACCAAGGCAGUAAAGGAAGAACUUGUUCCAGACUCUGACUGGCCGAAGUUUAAAGUGCGUGUUUUGGGAAAAGCAGGAAACUAUGCCCACGCCACAGCAAAACUUUUGAUGUCUGAGGCAACCUCAGACUUGCAGACUGAGUCUGAUUCUGGAAGAAAGUUGGGAAAAGGGAAGCGCAAAAAAAGGGCAGUAUGUCUGUCAAGCUCAGAUGAGGAUAGUGCUGGACAGGAUCAUGCAUCUAGUGGGCCUUUAUCUUCCCCAAUUCCAAACAACCUCCAACCAAAGGCUCCCCACUCACUCAAGACCCGUCCAUUUAUCCAACCCCCUCCACUUUCAGCUCCUUUAAUGUCUGUUACUUCAGAACGACCCAGUACAAUUCUUCAAGAUCCCAGUUCUGUAGUUCGAGAUCAGCAUUUACCUCCCCGAGUGCCAGAGAACCGCCAACCGGAGACUCCCCACUUACACAGGGCCCAUCCAUGUAUUCAGCCCUCUCCACCUUCAACACCUUUAAUGGCAGUUACACCAGAGCACCCCAGUAGAGUUCUGCAAGGUGCUAGUCCUUCAUUUAGAGAUAGCAUGUUUGCCCGGGUCUUAACUGUCCUGGAGGAAAUAAAGGAGACGCAGAAGGUCCAUGGGAGGAUGCUACAAUCACUUCUCACACAACGGGAUGCAACUACAGUUAGAGCUGCUCUUCCAGAGGACAUCGUUUUCCCCCUGAGGACAGUCUCGGAUGUUGAUGCAAUGGAGCAGAAAUUGUCAGACCCCACCUUUCUCAACCAAGUUGGUUGCUGUGGUGGCAGAUAUUGGAGGGAGUACUGUGGAUGAAGCCAUAAGAAGGAUGAUGGCUUUUCUUUUAGAUCCUGCUCUAUCUAGGCAGUAUAACUUUGUUGGCCGCCAUGGAAAGCGAGAGUUUGGGAGGCUCAAACUGUUUGAGGUGGUAUAUGGAAGUUUGAAAAAAAAUGCCCUAACGAAUACAACAACAAGAAGAGAGGCAGAGAAGGCAGUGUCCAAGUGGCUAAUCGGUGCCAGGGACAGGGGAGGUUAUCGCACUGCCAGGGCACGAGUUGGACAACAAGAUGGGGCCGUUGGUACAGUAACAACAGAGGAGUGAGGAGCUGCCCUAAUGUUGUUUUGUUUGUAUUGUUCUAUGCAGUUAAUAAGUUGAAGUUAAUUAAACUUUUUAAAGAGUUAAUUAAAGGGUUGCUCCACAAAAAAAGAAAAAUUUGUCAUAAAUUACUUUUCCUCAUGUCGUUCCACACCUGCAAGAUCUUUGUUCAUCUUCAAAACAGAAAUUAAGAUAUUUUUUAUGAGAUCAGUAGGCUUCAUUUGUGUUCUGAAGAUGAUUGAAGCUCUUAUGGGUUUGAAACGACAUGAGGGUGAGUAAUUAAUGACAAAAAAAAUAAUUUUAGGAUGAACCCUGUAAGUUUAACUUUUCUUUUUUUUCAAUUUUUAAUGUUGUGUUUUAUAAAGUUUUAAAUGUAAUUUUAAGUCAAGAUCAAAUUGUUAAUAAAUUGUAAAAGUAAA